AUUGUAAAAUAUUUGAGCGGCAUCUCUAUUACAAGUUUUAAGGCCCCUAAUCUCGUCCUGGCAGAACCUCUCGCGAUACUUGCGGCGCUGAGCUCCGGCAGCAGAGCAGGACUCGACAUGUCAACAAAGAGAUAAAUCAGCGUCACGCAGGCAUGUAAAGGUGUUCUGGUGGAACAUCCUGACAGGUAGCUCACCUGGACCGACUCCUCCUCCUCCUCCUCCUCCAUCUUCAUCAGCUGUCUCCAUGACGACCCCUCCUCUGGUGUCGCCUUUCGGUGGCCAGCCACCGCCACCGCCACAGGCAGCUCGUGACGUCAACACGGCGUCGUUGUGUCGCAUCGGCCAGGAGACGGUCCAAGACAUCGUCCUCAGAACUAUGGAGAUCUUCCAGCUGCUCAGGAACAUGCAGCUGCCAAAUGGAGUGACGUAUCACCCCAACACCCACCAGGACCGGCUGGGGAAGCUGCAGGAGCAUCUCCGAAUGCUCUCCGUUCUGUUCAGGAAGCUGCGCCUCGUCUACGACAAAUGCAAUGAAAACUGUGCCGGUCUCGACCCGAUUCCACCUGAGCAACUGAUCCCGUUUGUGGAGGACGACGGAUCCAAACUGGAGGACCGGUCCGGAGGUCAGAACCGACCCGGCAGCGAGGAGAGGAGGGAGAUCCUGGAGGUCAACAAGAAGCUGAAGCAGAAGAACCAGCAGCUGAAGCAGCUCAUGGACCAACUCCGAAACCUCAUCUGGGAGAUUAACUCCAUGCUGGCAGUCCGGAGCUGAGCAGCAAACACACAACAUAUACGGAAAUACAGAAACACACAAACAUAUACAGAAAUACACAAACGCACAAACAUAUACAGAAAUACAGAAACACACAAACAUAUACAGAAAUACACGUAUGCACAAACAUAUACAGAAAUACACAAACACACAAAUAUAUACAGGAAUACACACACACACACACGGCUGGCUGCAGACCCCUGCUGGUUUCCAUACUGGGGCUGAAUGAGACCAGCUGAGGCUGCAGCUGCACUUUACUGGAGAAUGAGUCUUUAACUGGGAUUAACCUCCAGAAGAAGAAGGAAGCUGAGACGAUAGAGACUCAGAGAGACGAAGUGUGAAGACGUGGAGACAGGAAGUGUUCCGUCUGCCUGCAUGUUCUCCAUUUCAGUCGGCAUUAAGAGUGGAUUUAUUGUUUCAUCUAUUUGUAGGUACUAGAAGCACAGAUAUUCUAUUUAAUCCUAACGUUGUGCUCAUAGCAUCAUGAAGGAUUUUCUAUCAUGAGUCUUUGCUGUCUUUUUGAACUUGUCCGUGUUGAUCAGAGUCGACGCAUCAUUUAAACGCCUUGUUAAGAUUCUGCUGAAAAAUAAACCGUGCUGUGGUUUCUAACGGA
Messenger RNA from Amphiprion ocellaris (clown anemonefish), 1385 nucleotides. It is a transcript of the gene med30, whose product is annotated as mediator complex subunit 30. Gene Ontology annotation, cellular component: mediator complex. Gene Ontology annotation, molecular function: transcription coregulator activity. The record is from RefSeq and is a predicted model, not a curated record. The transcript has 5 exons. NCBI's taxonomy places the organism in Eukaryota, Metazoa, Chordata, Actinopteri, Pomacentridae. The coding region runs from base 245 to 772 and encodes 175 amino acids. Gene Ontology annotation, biological process: positive regulation of DNA-templated transcription.